CCCCCGGAGCCGCCCGCCCUCAUCUCGAGAAGAGAAAUCCGAACUCAUGAAGGUGGACCGGGCGGCCGAGCGAGGGGGCGCCGCCGCCGCCGCCGCCGACGCCGACGCCGACGCCGACGCCGCCAUGUGCAAGACGAUCGAGGUGGCCGUCUCCUCGCCCCCGGCGGGGGCGGGGGCGGGGGAGGAGCUCCACUUCACGCCCCCGCUCAACUUCGCGAUGGUAGACAAUGGCAUCUUCCGCUCCGGCUUCCCCGACUCCGCCAACUUCUCCUUCCUCCAAACCCUAGGCCUCCGCUCCAUCAUAUGCUUGUGCCCGGAGCCUUAUCCGGAGGCGAACAUGGAGUUCCUCAAGUCCAACGGGAUCAAGCUUUUCCAAUUCGGAAUCGAGGGAUAUAAGGAACCUUUUGUAUAUAUUCCAGAGGAGACAGUUCGUGAGGCAUUGAAGGUUCUACUUGAUGUAAGGAACCAUCCUGUUCUAAUUCACUGUAAGAGAGGAAAGCACCGCACGGGCUGUCUGGUGGGCUGCUUGAGGAAAUUGCAGAGAUGGUGCCUUUCAUCCAUAUUCGACGAGUAUCAGCGAUUCGCAGCAGCGAAAGCAAGAGUAUCAGAUCAAAGGUUCAUGGAGUUAUUUGAUAUUUCUAGCUUGAAGAAUGCACCAUUGACAUUUUCAUUCUCAAAGAGGAUCUGCUCGCAGUAUUAAGCAGAUAUUUUGCUUUCCAGCGGUGGACGCAGAUCGAUCGUCUUGCUUUAAAAUUAGUAGGAAAGGGUUGAUGAGUUUCCUGACUGCUUUGCCGCGGCUAAGGAAUAGUGCUUAUUUGUUUUUCCUCUCGUGCAGCUAUUAAUAAGAAGGACAGAGACUUCUAUGGGGGGCUCUUCGGAUUCGUUCAUCGGUCCUCUAGUUCAUUUAAUUAGCAAGAAGAAUAAGGUGCCAAUUCGCGUAAAACGUGUGUAUGAACCGACGGCCAAAAUUACCGCGUCUGCUUUCUGUCGUCAGCUGUUUUUCGCCCAUUGUUAUAUUAGAGGCCUGGCAGCUGGGAAGUGGAGCACUUUUUUAGUGUUAGGAUUUUGGUCAAAUGAAUUUUGCGGGUUGUAAAGUUACUGGGAUCACACAUGUCUAGGCGCAAUUUGAGGGGAAUCUCCUUUUGCGAAUGUAAUUUUCCCAAGUGCUUCAGCAAUAUGUUGAAAUGACAAUUCGUAAUUAUACU
Molecule: messenger RNA, 1205 nt
Organism: Syzygium oleosum
Lineage: Eukaryota; Viridiplantae; Streptophyta; Magnoliopsida; Myrtales; Myrtaceae
Product: tyrosine-protein phosphatase DSP1-like
Exons: 5
Coding region: 47-700 (217 amino acids)
Biological process (GO): protein dephosphorylation
Cellular component (GO): cytoplasm
Molecular function (GO): phosphatase activity
Source: RefSeq, a predicted model, not a curated record